Messenger RNA from Nicrophorus vespilloides, 2826 nucleotides. RefSeq names its product mucin-3A (gene flz). Gene Ontology annotation, molecular function: serine-type endopeptidase activity. The record is from RefSeq and is a predicted model, not a curated record. Gene Ontology annotation, biological process: proteolysis. The transcript is spliced from 5 exons. Lineage: Eukaryota; Metazoa; Arthropoda; Insecta; Coleoptera; Silphidae. Bases 1 to 2751 code for a protein of 916 amino acids.
AUGGCUAAAUUCAAAGUGCUCCUGUUAUGUUUAUAUUUGUUGUUCAAAAUCUGUACGUCAAUUGAGAUCGAUGAGAACAGCAACAGCAGAGAGAGCCGGAAGUUGUUUGGAGGAUAUAGGAUAACACCCAAGUUCUGCGAACCGACGCGGAGGUUAUCGGACCAGUUCCAAGGGCCAACCAUAUGCAUGUUUAAUCAUGACUGCUUGCAAAGAAGAGGAGUUGUUGUUGGAGCUUGCAUGGAUGGAUUCUUUUUCGGGGCCUGUUGUCAUCUUCCUGCUGAAACUGUUGGAGAACUCUUAGAAUUGGAUAGCAGACCUUCAUCUUAUGGUCCCGAUAAUACCAUAGUAACACAGUUCACCAGACCUCCGACUUUUCUGGGAGACAUAACAUCUUCUGGUGUUUCGCAUAUAACAAACACUUUGUUGCAAGGAGCUUUGCCAACUGCUCAGGAAAACGCCGUGUUCCAGAUCAACGAUCAAGAUCACUUUAGCACUGCCGGAGUCACGCAUCCAACUGCUCCAGAUACGUUGGUAAUUAACAACGCUAACAAUGAGAUUAAUGGAGAAGAUUUCCAACCCAUUAUGGAGGAUAGGAAGACUACUUUUAGCAUAGAAGAAACCACUCAUCCUUAUAUACCUGACGUUUCUCCUUACAUACAAAUAUCGAUUUCGAACGCUCCUCCAUUCUACACAACAGCUCCAGGCUUCAACAAACCAAUCUUCAGACCAAAACCGCAGAAACCUUCUGAUGCUGACAAGUACAUCCUUGUCCCAACUAUCAAUCAUGAAGCAACAAAACCAAACAAAACGGAAAUAGAUUCAAUCGUCAACAUAAUUCAGAUGCUGGAUGAGACUUCCACUGGAACCUAUACCGGUGGAUCAACAAUAACAACUACAAGAAAACCACCAUCCACGUCUUAUGUCUUCAGCGCAACAAACACCAAACGUCCUACAGCAAAACCAACGACAACUCCGCCACGGAAAACUACAACAAAGAACAAGACAACUACGAAGAAAACAACUACCAAAAUUACUUCCACAAAGAAACCGGUUUAUAUUCCAAGUUCCACCUUCAGGCCGGUCCAUUCCACUUACGUGAAUUCAAAUUACCAAACUACCAAGAAACCUCCAAGCACCUCUUACGUGUACAGCUCUACAGUUACUCGGCGCCCGACAAUUUCUCAGACAUCUGCGAGUCCGAGUCCUCCGACUGUAAUAGUUUUGGGAUCGAUCGACCCAACCCGUUACACCACCUCAAAACCAUCGACCUACGCACUUCCAUCUCCUUACACCACCCAAAGACCGACCACCUACACGGUUCCUUCAAAGCGCCCAGUGACCUUCACCAUCAACAACCACUAUACCCAGAAUGUUUACAGCACAUCCACUGAAAGACCUUCGCCAACUGUCUUGAUAACACCAAAGCCAAGCACACAGCCCUCAACCAGCUUCCAGACUGAAGCGGUCGAAGCUGAAACAUCCGCCGACGAUUUAAUCAAUUUCCCGCCCGUUCGCAAUCCGAAUCUCAACAUGUCCAUUCCCGUUUUCGAUGAGAGCGAUAUCACCACUCCAGAUUUUAUUGAGGAUGAUAUACUAAACACUAAAGUAGAAUCAUUUGUUAACAAAAUUAUCGAGGGACUACAAGAACCUUUUCAAGGACUCAAAGACGUUGUAUACAAUAAGAACAAAACAGCAGUUGAUACAACUACCAAGAAACCCAUCAAAAAACAAGGAACAUCAAGGAAACCUACAAGUAAACCUACAACUAAACCAGUUGUGAGCACAACUGCUGGAAAAGCUACAACAAAGAGGCCGACAUCUAAAAAACCUACCACUGUUAUAACUACAAAAAGGACAACUGUAAGCACGACCACAAAAAGGACAAAACCAACUAAGAAAAUUACAACGACUCCCAGUUAUAUUGAAGCAGAUGAAGGAACGACUCCAUCAGAUAGCAUUAGUCAAGAUUAUAGAACUCAAUGUGGUAUAAGGCCUCUAAUGAAGUCAGGCAGGAUCGUAGGAGGUAAAGCUUCCACUUUCGGCGAAUUCCCAUGGCAAGUUUUGGUACGUGAAUCCACAUGGUUGGGUUUAUUCACCAAAAACAAAUGCGGCGGUGUGCUGAUCAGCAAUCGUUACGUGAUGACAGCCGCUCAUUGUCAACCAGGAUUCUUAGCUUCUUUAGUCACAGUUUUCGGUGAAUUCGAUAUUUCUGGAGAACUGGAAUCGAAGAGAGCGAUCAGCAGAAACGUGAAGAGAGUAAUCGUGCACAGGCAAUACGACCCAGCCACCUUCGAAAACGAUUUGGCUCUAUUAGAAUUGGAACAUCCCGUGCAAUUCGAUCAACACAUCAUUCCCAUCUGUCUUCCGAGAGAUCACGAGGACUUUACCGGUAGAAUGGCUACAGUCACCGGAUGGGGAAGGCUGAAGUACGGAGGCGGCGUUCCAUCCGUUCUGCAAGAAGUUCAAGUACCGAUCAUGGAAAAUACAGUAUGCCAAGAGAUGUUCAGGACUGCCGGCCACUCGAAGGUCAUCCUGGAAUCGUUCCUGUGCGCGGGAUAUGCAAACGGACAGAAGGAUUCGUGCGAGGGAGAUUCCGGUGGUCCUCUGGUAUUACAAAGGCCUGACGGAAGAUAUCAAUUGGCAGGGACAGUUUCGCACGGCAUCAAAUGCGCUUCGCCCUAUUUACCUGGCGUUUACAUGAGAACCACCUACUACAAACCUUGGAUCGGAUCUGUGACCGGAAUCCACUAAAGCGACGGAGAAGGAUCAUCUUGUGUAAUCGAUAGGAAUUUGAAGAGAAGAAAAGUUUAUUUUGUUUUGUAUUUG